CUUUAUUGUGACGGACCAACAUGGCCGCGGUCAGGAGGGGAGCCGCCUACUUCCUCAGGAGUUCUGCUCGGGUCCUGUUCAACUGUAAAAAUACCACAGUGCAUAAACCGAGGAAAUGGACAAAUGGUCUUUACACAAGUUUUGCGUCUUUGGCCGUCGGCGGUGGGCUGUGUGCUGUACCUUUCAAACAGGUUGAACAGCUCUCUCAUGACUCUCUGAUCAGACGAGCAGCGUCUCUGGUAACAGACAGUUCAACCACUUUUCUCUCACAGGCCACCUUAGCUCUCAUAGACGCCAUCGAUGAGUAUUCAAAAGCUGUGCACAUACUCAAUGCUUUGCAAAGAAAAUACCUGACAUCACUGGGAAAACUCACUAAAGACGAGGAGGAUUCAAUCUGGCAGGUGGCCAUUGGCCAGCGGGCAGAGGCUAGUUAA
Pleuronectes platessa (European plaice) is the source of this 434-nucleotide messenger RNA. RefSeq names its product diablo IAP-binding mitochondrial protein. Gene Ontology annotation, biological process: apoptotic process. The transcript is spliced from 6 exons. Bases 21 to 434 code for a protein of 137 amino acids. Gene Ontology annotation, cellular component: mitochondrion. The record is from RefSeq and is a predicted model, not a curated record. NCBI's taxonomy places the organism in Eukaryota, Metazoa, Chordata, Actinopteri, Pleuronectiformes, Pleuronectidae.